Thamnophis sirtalis is the source of this 7224-nucleotide messenger RNA. Lineage: Eukaryota; Metazoa; Chordata; Lepidosauria; Squamata; Natricidae. The record is from RefSeq and is a predicted model, not a curated record.
AUGUACAUUUUUUUCUCUUUUAAGGACACUUUAUUUGGAGAGAUCACAGACUCCAGUGAUGAUGAAAUGGAGCAGAAUGCGCAAACACUUGAAAAUAUUAUAGAAGAAUAUGAUGAGGAGAAACCAGCAUCUGAAACUUUGCAUCUGACAGAAUUUUGCUCACAAGUUUUAAAAAACAGCAGUGUAAAGACUCAUCUACAGGAAUCGCAUGAAAGAUCCCAAAAAUUAGAAAAUGAAGAAUCGAUGCUGUCAUCUGACUCCAUGCUCAGAACAUCAGAGUACCUUCAUGAGAACAAUACUAAAUCAGAGACUGAAGAAAAACACCUAAAUAAAGAAUCUGACUUUGAACAAAUGCACACAGCCGCUGAAACAAUAUCUCCCAGUACAGAGAAACUCAGUGAAAAAAUGAUUAGCAAAACAGAAAUUGGGCAUGUGCUGGAAGAGACUAAUGAUUUCGUUCAAAAGGAGGAAAAGAAAAGGUUAAUUGAAACAAAAGAUGAUUGCGCUCAAGGAUCCCAGGGCAGUGAAGAACAGCAAACCAAAGAACCUAUUUCAACUGCUGAAAACCCACCAGUGACUUCUAAAAAUGUGAAGGAUCCUUCCAAUGAUAAAGAAGGAAGAGUGAUGGAGAGUGUAUUUGAGGACCUCCAGACAGAAUCUUACUCGGGAAAAGCAAGCCUACUUUGUGAAAAGCAAAUUGAACAUUUAACAGUAAAAGGACAAAAUGCAGCAGCUGAAAGAAAUAACGAACCAUUAAUAGAGGGGGAAAAGAAUGUCAGUAAUUGUGAAUUCCUCCCUGAAACAAAUCUUAGUGAAAGAGUUGAGCAACCAGGUGCCAGCAUAACGUGUACGGAAUCUAUUGAAAAGAACUUUAAUUCUUUGGAAGCAUCUAACAAACCUCAUUCUGUAGUGGAGAUGGGCAACCAGCAAAAUGGGAGCAAGGUAAAUGGAAAGAAUGAGCAAGCUGAUGUUGCAACAUAUAUUGGAACAUUAACUAGGGGUUUGAAGCAAUCAUAUCAUGGCGGCGAAAUAAUUGAAGCCAUGAAUUAUAGGUCCAGAAAAAACCUGUCUGAUGGAGCUAGUGAGGAGACAAAGUUAGAAGAUACACCAAAGGAAAAACAUCUACAAUUAGAACGGUUACUUGAUGAAAAUAUAUAUAUUAAAUCAACACAAGAGGAAUUAAUUUGCAAAAGCAGUACCAACAAGUUACCAACCGAGGCAUCUACUGCUGAAGACUCUUUGUUAAAAUCUGAGGGAUUCACUGAACCAAGUCAAGUACCCCUUGAAGUACACAAUGCCACUGAAAAUGCUUUUCAAGUGGGACAAGUUGAAAAUGCAAACAUUACACCCAAGAACAUGUCCAAAGUAGAAAGCAUUGGGAGUAGUUUAAACAGUUACACGGAAGACUUACAUCCGCUAAGAGAGAGGCUUAUGGAGAUAAAUUAUGAAUCAAGAAAACUCACUGAAGCGGGAACUAUACAAUCCCUUAAAGUAGGAUUAAAUGAAAAAGAUUCACGUAGUUCGAUGCAUGGGGAUUCACAGUUUGAAAAAAAUAGCUCAAUGAUCACAAAUGAACUACCUGAUACAAAAAAGUAUGCCACGGAAGAAAAAGGCCUGAAUUAUUGUUCCGCUUCAAAUGAAGCAGCUUCAGCACAGAACAUGAGCAAUAAUACAGUUCAACCGAUGCAGAAUGCGUCACAGAGCAAAAAUGGAGCAAUUGAAUCAGCCUUGUCUGUUAUGACAGGUGAUUCUGAGGCAAAUAUAGAAUCUAUGGAUGUAGCUUUUCCCUCUCCUGACAAGGAAAAUGCUGAUCACACUGAUCCACAUCAUUCUAAGGAAAAUUGGAAGAAUAAAAAAUCAGAAACUGUUGAAUCGGAGGGAGAUAAGAUGUUGACUCAGAGAGAUAUAAAGUGGGAUUACCACAAUCCUAGUAAUAAGAAAGAUAAAAUUGAUUUUGGACAAGAUAAAAAUGAUGGCACUUUCAACAAGCCCCAGGCAUCCGUUACUCUUAAAAGUUGCAGUAAAGACAACGCUGAAAUGCUGUCUUCUGAUGGAUAUUGUCCAAACAAUAUUAAGAGCAUAGAUACUAAUACAGAAAACAAAUUGCUGCUGAAUCAUGGGGAACUUCUUAUUCCCAGGGACGCGCGGUCAAGAAAUGAUACUAUUAAAAAUAUCAAUGAAAAAACAGCUAGGGACGCAGAUGCUGUAUCAAGUACUGAAAUAAGGUCUAGAGGAAUAGAUGAAGUGAGUAUGUUAGAAAAUUCUGUUUCAGUGGGGAAGUCCUCUGUCACAGAUUCAUCAGAAGAAGAAUUUUACCCAAUAAGAAAAGUGAAUUGCGCAAAAAUACACCCAGGAUGUGCAGUGUCCAGUGAUAUAUCUUGUCCAGUCAAAAAUAGUGAAGCUAGUCUUCCCCCCAGUACGACUUCUUCAGAUGGUGCCAGACAUGAGGUGUUCCCUGUGGUCACGAAAGAGGAAUGCUCAAAAGAUAAGGAAGCUAAAGUAGGUUACACUGACUCGUCUGUAAAUGAAGGGGUUGAAAAGACAUGGGAACAUUCGUAUGCAGCAGAAUGGCCCUGCGCUAAUGAGAAUACAACCUUAAAAACAGAGCCCUCUUCUGCAAUAGAAAAGUUAGAAGAAAAUGCUUCAGUAAUUACUUUAUUGCCAAGUCAGGAGUUAUCUAACAAGAAAACUAUCUCUGGGAAGUCCUCUAUGAAUGAUCCAGAUGCUAAUGAUAAUACAGCUGUACUACAUACAAAACACCCUGUCGAUAGGGAAGUUCAUUCUGACUUACCUGUAGAAAAAUCCAACAUGGAAUUAAAAAGGAGUGUUUCCACUUCGGAAUCCAGAUCAGAUACAGACCACAGUUACAUCAUGGCUUGUCACAUUGAUGAUGGCAGUGAUACGUCCCAUAACAAGGCUCAGGAUAUAAAUAAUGAUAAAGGAAGCACUGCAUCUAAGACCCACAGGACAUCCAUAUCCCCCAUCUCUGGGUCUUCCAAUUCUAAUAAUAAACUACAAAAAGUGCUAUCAGAAAAAUUGUCACCGCCGGUUCCUUCUGCAAAGAAUAGAGUAGACCAAACAUUCAACUCUUCAGACCUCGUCAUAAUUAAAGCACAGGAAGAGAUUAACGAUAGUGAUGAUACCCAUCUCCAGACCGUACCUAUCUGUAAGAGAAAAAAGAAAAACCAGUCUGCCCUACCAGCUGAAACCAUUCUAGCCAAUGUAGAUACUUCUACACGAACUAUGUAUUAUCCCAAAACUUUAACAAAAAUUAUGCAAGAGAUGGGCCCACCAUUACCUCCGUUACUUCCACCUUUGCUAGCUACCCCUCCAAGAACUGUUCAGCGCAGUUCCCCUGUAGCAUCAAUUUCAAGCCAAUCUUCCUUACCAUCUCCACUUGAUGAACUGAUUUCUCCUUUGCAUAAAACCCCAGUUCCUCCUCUAACGUCAGCACUGCCACAGAUCUCAAAAUACAAGUCCUCUUCAUCAUCAUCAUCAUCUUCCACUUUAUCACCCUCUGAAAUGUCAGUAGGUCAGAGAAUUUUAUCGUCGCCUCUUCAGUUUUGUUCCAGCACUCCUAAACAUGCCCUUCCUGUUCCAGGUAGACUGCCUCCAUCUACACCUUGCAAUUCUGUUCCACCUGCGCCUCAGGAAAACUCUGUGAAAAUUUUGGACAGUAUGUAUCCAGAAUUAUCUGCUCGGGCAAGAACACUCAAUAUCCUGAAAGGUAACAUUCAGUUUAAUAGGUCGUCUUCUCUAGAUGGAAAGGGUAGCCAUCAAAUUAGUGGCUUUAAAGCCAUUGCUUCCCCAUCGACUGCUUUUGUGAAAACAAGGAUCAGAUUUAAAUCUGAUCCAGAGAAGCUGCUCUCCAAUGUGAAUGAGACUGGGAAAAGGAAAUUGCCAUCUGUGACUAUGCCAAAGAACGUCAAAAGACCAUGUUUAGAGGGCAGCAGAUCAUCAACACUGAACCCCUGCUCAGAAGAGCGCUCCGAUGGUGACCGACAGUGCAUUCCUGACGGUGACUCUCUGGACAAUGGGAAUUCUACUAAGUCAACAGAUGACUGUAAUUCAAAAUCACUUUCGGAAAUGGAGAAAACGGAGGAUCCUGAUACGUCGGCUGUGACUGUAGCAUUGGAAAAAGUUUCCGAAGCUUGUUUUGACCUGUUGCCUGUUAUUCGUAGCCGUGUUCUUGUUGGUAAUACAUCAAAGGUUCCCAUAUUGAGAGAUGAAGAGAAAGAAGUUGUUUAUGAACUUGCUGUUGAAAAGAAGUCCUUAGCUGAGCCAGCUUUGCAGACUAUUCUAAAUAAACUGAAAAAGCAGAAAACAUCCUUGGGCCACAAUUAUAUUCAGUCCCUCUGCAGGAUCUAUGUUGGAAUAUGCCAUCAGCUUGGAGACUUAGAAAAAGCACGCCUCUUCUGCUACACUCUACUUAAGGAAGGUAUAGUAUAUUUUGUAGGUCGUUUAGGACAAAUAGGUCUGAGAGAAGGAUUUUUCCCUGCUGUGGAAAAUAUCAGUUCUGUUAUUGGAGCCUUUCUACAGCACGCAAAGGAAAAAGAUGUGGCCUGGGGUGUCCAGUUAGCAGCCGCAUAUGCACUCUUUGAUUUGGGACCUAGCAAUCCAUCCAAAAUCCUGGAGGCCAUCCAUGCAUGGAAAGCAGUAAACACCAUCAGCCUUCCCUCUGCUGUUCUAAAUGGCAUAAGUGAAGUCAAUAGUCUACUAACAUGCACAGAAGAACAGAAGAUUGUUCAUUAGCAUAAGGCUUCCAAUAGAAAAUGGAGGCAGUUCCUCCGAAGCAAAAGAGACUUUGAGGGACAGCAGAAAGUAUGAAUUCUUGCAUAGGUAUAUUCAUAGCCAAUAUAUCCUGAAAUAGGUUACUUUGCAGAUGAGUGUGUCCUUAUAUUACUACCGUAGGAAAUAAAUGGCAGGCUGUCUUGUGUACUAGCUUUCUUUGGUUCACCGACAAAUGCGCGCUCGACAAAAGCGCACCGAUGAAACCGUGGUGAGAAAACCAAGAGUUUGAAAUCGCGGCAACGAAUGAGCGAAGAAGCGCGCUGACAACAGCGCACUGACAGAAGCGCGCUCUAAACCUAACCCUUACCUUAACCGUAAUCACGCUUCUGUCGGCGCUUUUGUCAGCACGCCUUUGUGGGCGCCCUGUCGACAUUGCGGUUUUAUCGCCAUGGUUUCAUCGGCGCACUGUUGUUGGGCGAGCAUUUGUCGGGCCACGGCUUUCUUUAAAUCAGAAAAAAAAAUCAUUUAUGAAAAUAAGUGUUCUCUUAGAUAUGAUCUUCCAAAUUGGGAGUCAUAUGCUUUUAUAGGCCAAAUGGUCUCCAGAGUAUCUUCAUUGGAAAUUAGUUGAAAUCUUUUUUAAGUGAACUGGGUUUGUCCAUUGAUUAUGUUUAAGCAUGCUAACUUCAGAGAAUUGGAUUAAGGUGUUUUUUUUUCUAAAAAAAAGUCUGUUCCUAAUAGUGUGAACAUUCCUCCCACUUCUUUCUUUAAAUGGAUACUAUAAAUCCCUGUUGUUUCAAAAUACUGCAUAUUUUCUUAUUAGAAAAUGGCACUAGGACAAAAGAGAGAUAUUUGUGCCAUGGGAAGUGAUGUACCUCUCAACUUUAAAAUAGAUUUGUUUCUACUGUAAAUGUCUUAAUCUAGACCAAAUCAUGACUUUAAAAAAUACUAGCAGUAGCCCUCCUGCUUUUAAUUAUUUAAAGGAGGCAUAAUGUGUUUUCUGUAAUAUGUAACCUCCACAUUAUAUAUAGAAUAUUGAGAUGACUUCUCUAUGAGAAUUUGUACAUAUGUUAUAUUCAAAUAAUGUGUUUCACAUUGCACGUUGUUCCAGUUUCGGAACUUUAUUAUCUGUAUAUAGAAAUGGGAAAGAAAGACACUUGCACUGUUCAAUGAAGUUUCAUUUAUUUUCACUUAUAUAUAAAAAUAUAAACACUUUUUUUCCUAAUAAAUAUGGUUUGUGUCUUUCCUAGCUGCAUAGUUUUCAUGCCAAGUGUUGCUAAUCCUAACUGCCAAAGCAUCAUACAACUACUGUCAAAAUUUGAAUAUAUAAUAUGUAUAAUAUAACAUUUCCUUCCAACUGCACAUGAAAAAAGUAUUAUCUUUUUUGUUUUAAUGAGUAUUUCAGUAAUUUAUAGUGAGUUACUCUAUCUCUGCUUUUGAAUGUACUUGAAGCAUCUAAAUCAAUCAAUUAUACAACCAUCCAAAAUAUCUAAAAAUUAAAAAAAUCAUUAAGUUAAAACAAAUCUGCACUGUGAAUGUCAGCAUCAAAAUAUUAAUUAGCAAAUGUAACCUUUUUUAAAAAAAAAACUAUAGUGGGAAAAUUGAUCCUUUUUUACAAUAGGAUUUCAAAUUAGCAGCUGCAGUAAAUACCACUACGGAAGGGCUAAAACUUUGCCUUUAUGAGAAUAACAUUAUUAUCCCUUUUCUUUUUUUCCUUUGGUUUGUUAUUUUAAAACUGCAAGAUAGAUUCAUGAAUAUGUGAAAUAAAGAAAAUGUGAACAGAAGCAAGGAGAAAUAAUUUAGGAAAUGACAAGUUGCAAUUAUUCAACAUUUUGACAAUGCUUGAACAAUGCUAUUGCUAUUGAACAAAAUACUUCCUUUAAAUGUUCUUUGGAUAGUUUGUUCACUUAUUGGUCUAGUCCAUGGGUCUUCAAACUAUGGCUUGUGGGCCACAUGCGGCCCACCAAAGCCAUUAAUCCAACCUGCGCAGGAUGACGAGGCUGCUUCGCCCACAUCACCCUGCCCCACUCUUCGGCAGAGCGCAGGACUUCUCUUCGGAAGCCCUGUGGGCUGGAGCUAAAAGGUAAGGCCAACGAUUUUGGCCUGCAGAAUGCUGCUGGAGCCAGAGGAGAUGAAAAAUGGGGGCAUACAGGCAUUCCAAGAGGCCAAAAAACUGGCAAAAGUGGCUUGUUUUUGGCUAAAAAAACGAGCCAUUUUCACCCGUUUUUGGCAUGCAGAAUGCUGCUGGAGGCGGGGUAGGUGAAAAAUGGGGCACACAGAUGGGUGAAAAGUGCCUGUUGUUCACUUGCCCCACCUCCAGAAGAUAGAGAGAGAGAAGAGGGGGGGGGAGAGAAAGAGAAAAAAAGGGAGAGAGAGAGAAAAGAGAAAGAUUUCUCAAGCUUCUUGGGACACAGAAUUGCUGCAAAACUUGAGUUUUCUGAAGUAGAUCACUAAGACUCCUAACAACUGAAAAAAUGAUUUAGUAAAAGGAAAAGU